AUGCGCUCCACAUUCAAAUUACGGCAGCCGCUGAACUUUGCAUUGGCAGCCGCGGCGUCCAAGCAGAUGCCCAGUCUGUCUUUGCUCAAGGUGUCGCCGCUGUUGACUGCAGUGGCUGCUGAUCCGGAUUCGAGAAAGUCGAUGACGUCUGUGUGUGCAGCAGUCUUCAGAUGGCGUUGGCUAGGAGUCCGUGGACGUGCCAUGCUUCGAAGGCUUCUGACAGGUGCUGGGCGGUUGCUCCGACUGGCAGAAGGCCCUCUGGACAAAUGCGGAUUUGCGUAUUUUCUCAGUGCGAAGUUUACGAAUCUUUGCACCGUCGCCCUGGCAACCGAGAUCCGGCUGCAACAGCAGGAACGAUAA
Messenger RNA from Symbiodinium necroappetens, 360 nucleotides. The record is from the annotation of a GenBank genome assembly. Lineage: Eukaryota; Dinophyceae; Suessiales; Symbiodiniaceae.